Molecule: messenger RNA, 632 nt
Organism: Carassius auratus (goldfish)
Lineage: Eukaryota; Metazoa; Chordata; Actinopteri; Cypriniformes; Cyprinidae
Product: epidermal growth factor receptor substrate 15-like 1
Exons: 4
Coding region: 32-430 (132 amino acids)
Source: RefSeq, a predicted model, not a curated record
GAAACUCACCAAAUAGCAGUUCUGUCUGGCGAUGCACCUGAUUCAGGAGAAGGUGAAAGGAGUGGAUCCUCCUCAGAGUCUGAGCCCUGAGAUGAUACCACCGUCUGAGAGAAAAGCCGUCAGCACUCGGGACAGCAGGAGUAUUGUUGGGUUGGUUGAGCUGACGGGAAUCAAGGACCUCGAUGACAUCAACCAGGAAAUCUCCCAGCUGCAGAGUGAGAAACGCAUAUUGGAGACAGAAAUCAGGCAGAAAGAAGAAGCCCUGCGAAAGAGGAAUAGCGAAGUGCAGGAGGAUGCAUUGGUUAAGUCCAGGAUGGCUGUGUUUAACAGUAGCGGCUCUCAAGGCCUAAACAUAGACCCCUUCCAGAGCGAAGACCCCUUCAAUAAAGGUUGGCUCAUGCAUCAAACACAUUCAGUUCACACUCAAUAAUGGUUUCUAUUCUCCUGUUGUCAUGCAGAUUUUGGGAUGUUGCAUAAAGAAUGCUGGAUGGAAAGACCUAGAUGCACAAUUCAGAAUUUAUAUCUCACAGUGAUCAGAAAAAAAGUCUAAAAUACAGGGUGAUUAAAUUAAUCAGGCAUACUUUUUGAUUAAUUAAAUCAAACCAUUCCUAUGGAAUCCAUAAAAUUGUAAA